This is a messenger RNA of Strongylocentrotus purpuratus (purple sea urchin), 1681 nucleotides long. Its product is annotated as leucine-rich repeat protein SHOC-2. The record is from RefSeq and is a predicted model, not a curated record. Gene Ontology annotation, molecular function: protein binding. Bases 151 to 1059 code for a protein of 302 amino acids. The transcript has 3 exons. NCBI's taxonomy places the organism in Eukaryota, Metazoa, Echinodermata, Echinoidea, Camarodonta, Strongylocentrotidae.
CUUAGGCGUAGAAAGGCUAGGGUAAAUCAAUGACGUAUGUGAGAAGUCGGUGGGAUAUUCGUUGUCAAAGACGCUCAUUUCACAUUACCUACCGAUCGCUGCAGAUAGAUGUAAAUUUUGAAUAAAGGCUGGAACAAGAGUAAUGCCACCAUGGAAACAAGUUUAGAGGACUUGAACAAGGCCAUCUUACUGGCGGUGAAGAGUGGCCAGCCUGUCCUUAAUCUCAGCAAUCGGGAUUUGGCAAUCCUUCCGGACACCUUGCAGAAGCUCCACCAAGUGAAGCGAUUGCUGCUCAACAACAACAAGAUUAUCAUGCCCCCCUCAGAAUUGGUCUCUCUAGAGGGCUUGCAGGAACUGACCUUGGAUCACAACCAGCUGACCCUCCUACCCACAGGUUUUGGUCGUCUCAAGAACCUGACCUACUUGAGUCUUAGUCAUAACCCUCUAUGUUCCUUACCAAGGGACAUAGGGGAUCUCAGGAACUUGAAGCAAUUAUGGAUUGUCAACAUACAACUUGUGUCUCUCCCUGUGGAAAUUGGCCUUGUGCAGUCCUUAGUGAAGUUAGGUGCCAGAGACAAUAUGAUUGCAGAGCUGCCUAGUGAGAUCACAAGACUCUGUAGCUUACAGUGGCUCAACCUUGCAAAUAAUCUUCUCAGCCAGUUACCAGAUCGCUUUGGGCGACUUGCAGAGCUGAUGUACAUAGACUUGAAUGAAAAUGAUUUCAGUGAGGUACCUGAGGAACUGACGGAGGUGCCCAAGUUGGUAUCGUUAGCCAUGGCAAAGAACCAGAUUUGUGCUCUUCCUGAUGAUAGACUGAUCGGUUUGACACAACUCACAAAGUUGGAUCUGAGGGAUAACCCAUUCACAGAUAGGCCAGAUCAUUGGAAGGGGCUUGAUUUCAUCUUGCUUGGUUCAUCUGUCACUCCACGUGGAGAUGGUGCACAAGAGAAUAGUUUGGAUCAGCUUAAUCAAGAGGGAGAAGAUGAGGAAGAGGAUGAGGAGGAGGAGGAGGAUGAAGACGAGGAGGAGGAGGAUGGGGAUGAGGACUGUGAUGUAUGAACAAUAACAUGUAAUACAUCGAGCCGGAUCAAUGUCAUCAACUUAUGUCCAUGCUGUAAGAUUGAAAGGCUGACUGCUAUUUAGAGAACAAAGUGUAUCAGUGUUGCAGCAAUCUCUUCUUAAGAUGGUGUUGUGUUCCUUGUUGGUGUUAACAAGAAAGAAACCAGGCCUUGAAUGUUGUCAGCUUUAGGGGAAGGCCACUUUGGCCAGUCUGAUGGACACUGUUAGCCUAAACAGUUAGAUCAUAGCCAACAGACAUGUCUGAAGUGGUCCCUAUGCUUUUUGAUUUUUAAAUGGGCACUGGCUCGUGGAUAAGGUAUUACAGAAAAAUCCUAUGUUACCGGUACGUACAUAUGAUUCAUUGGAGAUGCACUGAAGUGACAAGCGUUAUCUGAGGAAAACAAGGGCACCAUUUGUAGACUACGCUUUCCUUAAUCUGAAGAUCUGAAAUAUAUUCUGUGCUGAUCAAGGUUCAUUUGAGGUUGUAAUUGCAAUUUUUACUUGGAGCAUUUCAUUUUUGGAUGAGAUUGUUAGAAAUAUAAACUACUGUACUCAAACAAUCCUUCGGGUAGUAUUAUCUAUCUCGUAUUUUGUAUUUACACAAUGUUUGGCAAGGUCAAAA